AUGGGCGGUACAGCUAGUAAUUUAACACGUAGGGCGACAGUGCCUGCGCCGAAUGAUAUUGAAACAUCAAAAGGCGGUAUAAUUGUUCAUGGUUUAGUAUUAUCAACAAAUACACAACGUGUUUUAGUUACACUUGCAGAAAAAGGUUUGAAAUAUGAACUUAAACCAUUGAAAAUUAUGGAAAGUGAACAGAAAUCACGUCAAUAUGUAGAAGGAAUGCAACCAUUUGGUCUAUUUCCUGUACUUAUUGAUGUAGAUGGUUUUAAAAUCUACGAAUCAAGAGCUAUUUGUCGUUAUUUGGAAGAAAAAUAUAAAGGCAAAGGUACGGAAUUGAUUCCAUCAAAAGAUAUUCAAGCACGUGCUUUCUUUGAACAAGCUGCUAAUAUUGAAGCAUUUAAUUUCGAUCCACCUGCAAAUGCUUUAAUUAGAGAGACGGUUGUCAAAAAGAUAUUCUAUCAAAAAGAACCUGAUCCAAUUAAAGUAGCGCAGUAUAGAGAAGAUCUUGGUUCAAAAUUGAAUGUAUAUGAAAAUAUUCUUUCGAAACAACCAUAUCUAGCUGGACAGGUAUAUACUAUGGCUGAUUUAUUUCAUUUACCUUGUGCUCAAUUUAUUAUUAAAUUUGGUGAUGGUGAUCUGUUUGAAUCAAGACCUAAUGUUAAACAAUGGUGGGAGAGAAUAUCAUCAAGACCAUCAUGGAAAGCUGUUCAAGAAAUGAAAUAA
Messenger RNA from Adineta steineri, 720 nucleotides. The record is from the annotation of a GenBank genome assembly. NCBI's taxonomy places the organism in Eukaryota, Metazoa, Rotifera, Eurotatoria, Adinetida, Adinetidae.